UCUGUUUGGAAGUUAACUACAUUACUAAUAAGUGAAUAAAAUAAAGUCAUUAUAAGGUUUUCGCUUUUUGAAUGAAAUUGAGUCGGAAGAAAUGAUGGAGGCGAUAGGGAAAUGGCGAUUGAUAAGUCCUUUCUUCAUCAUUCUGAUUCUUCAUUGUAUUGCCAUUUUAUUAUUUACAAGAGGAUUUCUUCUUACCAGAACUGAACUCUCCACUUUCAGUACUUGUUCUGAUAUUUCUAACUCUCCUUGUAAUAACCCUAAUUUGAAUGAUCAAAAUCAAAAUGAUUCUAGGGUUUGUUGGACCAAACCUGCUGUUGAUCGUGUGGUCAUAAUCGUGCUUGAUGCAUUAAGGUUCGACUUUCUUGCAUCCAGUUCUUUCUUUGAAGGUGAGAAGAAGCCAUGGAUGGACAAGUUACAAAUAUUGCAGAAAUUGGCGUCGGAUGAGAAAUCGUCAGCUAAGAUUUUUAAGGCUCUUGCUGAUCCGCCUACAACUAGUUUGCAACGUCUCAAGGGUUUGACAACUGGUGGACUUCCUACAUUCGUGGAUGUAGGAAAUAGCUUUGGUGCUCCCGCAAUUAUCGAAGAUAACUUGAUACAUCAGCUGGUUCAAAAUAGAAAGCGGGUGUUGAUGAUGGGGGAUGAUACUUGGGUGCAGUUGUUUCCUGAUCAAUUUGGAAAAUCUUACCCUUACCCUUCCUUUAAUGUUAAAGACCUUCAUACGGUAGAUGAUGGUUGUGUUCAUCAUUUGAUUCCUUCUCUUUACGAGGAUGACUGGGAUGUCCUAAUUGCUCAUUUUCUUGGUGUGGAUCACGCAGGCCAUAUAUUUGGAGUGGAUUCUACUCCCAUGAUAGAAAAGCUGGAACAAUACAAUGUGAUUCUAGAAAAAGUAGUAGAAGUGCUGAAGAACCAAUCUGGACCUGGAGGCUUACACGAAAAUACCUUCUUUAUGGUAAUGGGAGAUCAUGGCCAAACCUUAAAUGGCGAUCAUGGAGGAGGGACUGCCGAAGAGGUUGAAACAUCGCUUUUUGCAAUGAGUUUGAAGAAUCCUCCUGCUUCCAUACCAUCUGCCCUUGAUACUGCAUCUUGCAUAUUGGAUUCGAAUGGAAAGAAGGCUUGUGCUAGCACCAUCCAACAGCUUGACUUUGCUGCAACAGUAACCGCACUACUUGGCAUUCCUUUUCCAUAUGGAAGCAUUGGGCGUGUUAAUCCUGAGUUAUAUGGUUUAAGUUCUGGAACUUGGAAUCGACCAGUCAUCAGUGCUUCAAAUUACAAACAAUCAGAUUUGAAGAAGUGGAUGCAAAACUAUGCUAACGUUCUUUGCGUCAAUUCCUGGCAGGUGAAACGAUAUAUUGAUGCUUAUUCAGCAGCAUCAGUUAUUGGGUUUUCCUUAGAGGACUUGCGGCAUGUUGCAGACAUGUAUGAUCAAGCACAAAAUAAUUGGUCACAGAGAUCAGAAAACUUCUCAUUGUGUGGAAAUGAAAUCCCAAAUGAAAGCUGUGAUGCUUCAUUAACUAUUCUUCAGGGGCAAAUUGAUGCAUAUUCAAAUUUCUUGGCAAGUGUUGCUGAACUUGCCCGCUCCAAAUGGACAGAAUUUGAUUUAAAGAUGAUGGGUGUCGGCCUAGGAAUUUUCGUUCUUUCAUUGUUUGUACACACCGUUGCCAUCAGGAGGUCUGACAAGCUAUGCCAGACUUCUUGUCCUUCCAACGGUGAUUGCCACAUUUCUUUGAGGGUCGUUUCUGCUAUUUUUCUGGUCGCAAUACGGGCAUGCAGUUUCCUAUCAAAUAGUUACAUUUUAACAGAAGGAAAAGUAGCAAGCUUUCUUCUGGGCACGACUGGUAUUUUAAAUUUACGAUAUUCACUUGUGAAGAAGGAGACGUUGAUAGAAGCUGUUGCAUUUCUUCUGUUAAACUUUGUUCUGAGAUUUACCACUGAAGUUGGAUUAUCAAAGCAGGAAGGCCUUUCAGCUUUUAUGAACUUAUACCCCCUAAGGACGCUUGCUAUUGAUCAUGAGCACCCAGUUUUGGCGUUUGUUUCCGACAUUGUACCAAUGCUGACCCUAAUUUUGCUCUCGUACUUAUUGGUAAAGAGUACAGCUGAUAACCGCUGUUCGAGUGUUUUAAAAUAUGUCUACAAUACAGGAGCCAUUUUAAGCUAUACGCUUAUUGCCCUUCAUUGGGCGUUAGAAAGUAACCUGCUUGCCCUGCCACUGGUGCUGAAGCAUGUGGACAGAGAUUACGUUCCUCGGAUGAUAUAUGCUAUUGGACUAGGGCUACUAGCAUUGUCAGCAUUAACCCACUUUUUCAAGAAAGAGACCUCAAAUUACACAGAAAGUGUCCUUACAAAAACAAUAGGAGUGUUAUCUGCAUGUAGUUCAACAGUCAUAUUAUUAUUGGGACGGCAAGGACCGUUGAUUGCUUUGGCAUGCAUAACCGGAGGGUGGUGCAUAACAAGAUUUGGACAAUUGGAGGUAAAGACCAAGAAUGGCAUUGGAGUCUUUACUGCUGAUCCUCUUCCAGUAACCCAGUGGAGCCUUUUUGCUGUAUGUCUAUUUUUUUCUACUGGUCAUUGGUGUGCCUUUGAUGGUCUCCGAUAUGGUGCUGCAUUUAUUGGGUUUGAUGAGUUCAACCUAAUUCGCCAAGCUAUCCUUCUUACAAUUGAUACAUUUGGUGUUUCUCUCAUCCUUCCUAUUCUCGGCCUUCCAUUACUUGUUGUCCUUCAGAAUCCAUAUUCACAGGGUACUGGGAGGACCCAAGGAAGGGGGAUCUUUUUUGUGAAAUUAUCUCAGGUGUUUCUUAUGUAUGGACUCAUUACUGCAAUGACAACCAUGCUCACAGUAAUAUGUGUGACGAUACAGAGAAGGCAUUUGAUGGUAUGGGGAUUAUUUGCUCCGAAAUUUGUGUUCGAUGUGGUGGGCCUACUCCUUACCGAUGUCAUAAUCUGUUUGAUAUCUCUUUAUUACUUUUGUGAGUUGAAGAUGGCACCUAGCAGAUCAGGAUAUCAAAUGAGUAAAAAGAUGAGCAAUUGAGAUUUUUCAUCCUUUGACAACAACAGAAAUUUUGAUUUCUCAGGUACAGAUCCCAAGAUACCAACUCUUUGACUGAAGGUGCACAUAGCUUAGUGUCAAAGCAUUCAUUUUACAGCUAUAGCUUAGGUCGGUUCUUCCCUUCAGCUGGUGAAUUGUACACAGUUAUUGGUAGAACUGUGCUCCUGCUCACCAUUUAUCUUCGUCUACAUUUUUUGACUGGUUUCCAUGUUUAUGUUUAUCUGGUGCACAGUAAGUUGUAAUUACAAACUGUACUUGUCUGUCGAUAACAAUGGAGUACAAAAUUCAUUAAAACACAGAAGGAAAAUUGGUUGUUUUGAUUUGGACGUGCAUUCACUGAUUAAGUUUUUGACGAAAUUCUCGGUUGUUGAGUGAUUUGGCCGUGCAUACUUUUGUAUGGAUUCAUCAUAUGCUUAAAGAAGUAUGUCUUAUUUGUUUGGAA
Messenger RNA from Papaver somniferum (opium poppy), 3485 nucleotides. RefSeq names its product GPI ethanolamine phosphate transferase 3. The coding region runs from base 92 to 3025 and encodes 977 amino acids. The transcript has 19 exons. NCBI's taxonomy places the organism in Eukaryota, Viridiplantae, Streptophyta, Magnoliopsida, Ranunculales, Papaveraceae. Gene Ontology annotation, molecular function: mannose-ethanolamine phosphotransferase activity. Gene Ontology annotation, biological process: GPI anchor biosynthetic process. The record is from RefSeq and is a predicted model, not a curated record. Gene Ontology annotation, cellular component: endoplasmic reticulum membrane.